GGUUCAAACGGUAAUACUCCAGCAAUAAGAGAUCAGCAAGCAACAGAAGAUUGGCUUAACUGGUACGCUAAUAAACCUCAAGAUCAGCCAAGUUUUAGUUUUGUAUUUUAUGAUGCAGUGUAUGGUUAUGAUUUUACUGCCGAGUUUAAUCAAGAAUUUUCACCUACAGCAGGCAGAAUAAAAUAUGCUAAAAUGGCAGAUGAAUAUGGCGCCGAUAUGGAAAAAUUAUAUGAUUCAAGCGUACAAUAUGUCGAUAGCUUAGCUGGUAAAAUUUUAGAUAAACUCGAACAAAGUUCGCAACUAGAAAACACCAUGGUUAUAAUAACUGGCGAUCAUGGCCAUGAAUUAAACGACAACGGGCAAGAUUUUUGGGGGCAUAAUUCUAAUUUAGCUAAUAGCCAAAUUAAAGUACCUUUUAUUAUUAUAGAUAAAAACUUUAACCAACAAAAACCAGAAAAAAUCUGUCGCAACUUAACUAGCCAUUACGAUUUAGUACCAACAAUAAUGAAAAACCUUCUAGGAACAACUAAUGGGGCUAGCGAUUAUAGUUGCGGAGUUGAUUUAUUUAGCGACUUUAGCUAUAGAAAAUGGGUUUUAAGUUCGGCGAAGAAAAAAUACUUAGAUUAUUUUGGUGUUAUUCAACAAGAUUAUACGAUAAAACUAUUGCCCUCGGGGUUUUAUCAAUUUUUAGAUAACCGCAAUAGCCCAAUAGCAGAAACCGAAGAAAUCAACUACGAACAAAUCAACCAAGCCUUUGAAAUGGUAGAAAAAUUUACUCAUUGA
This is a messenger RNA of Paramuricea clavata, 783 nucleotides long. Lineage: Eukaryota; Metazoa; Cnidaria; Anthozoa; Malacalcyonacea; Plexauridae. The record is from the annotation of a GenBank genome assembly.